AGUUGGUUAUUUCAAGACGACUCCCCAGCGCAAUGGGGGAGGGCCCAGGAAACUUUUAAAAUUCGAAUGCAAUCCGUCAAUAUAUUUUUUAGUAUAAUUAUAAUGAAUAUCAUGUAUCCCUUAGGUCCUUUUGAACCAAAAAAAAAGAGUGCAUUUUUCACCUUGAACCCAUCAAAAAAUUGUAAAAUCAUUUUUUACCUUCUAGAGAUUCCUCUGCCUUAAGAUUCCCGCCCAACUUUUAAACACAGAACCUAUCGAUAUACCAAACACGAUUUUUUGAUGGUUUCACCAGCUUAUUUUGGAUCGUAGCACCAAGAGGUCACUCUAAUACUCCGCGAAAUGUUUUGCUACAAGUUGCCUUGCGGGGACUUCCAAACCCUAACAAAAAUGACUGAAACCGGCAUUACUUUCGAUCCGCCGGUGUACGAGCAGAGGUACUGCGCCGCCAUCCAGGUCCUGGAGGACGUCCGCUGGUCCAAGCAGAUCAAGAAGGUGGUCGAGUUCGGCUGUGCCGAGAUGCGCUUCUUCCAGCUAAUGCGUCGCAUAGAAACAAUAGAAAAUAUUGUGCUGGUGGAUAUUGACGAGCCCUUGCUCAGGAAAAACUCAACUAGCGUCGAUCCCUUGGUCUCUGAUUAUAUAAGGCGGCGUGAGGCUCCUCUAAGCGUUCAGAUUCUACAGGGAAGUGUGGCGGAUUCUUCGGAGGAAUUGCGAGACACAGAUGCUGUAAUUGCAUUAGAACUAAUCGAGCACGUUUACGACGAUGUUUUGGCCAAAAUUCCCUCCAAUGUUUUUGGUUUUAUGCAGCCCAAAUUGGUGGUGUUCAGCACACCAAACUCGGACUAUAACGUCAUAUUCACUCGAUUCAAUCCCCUUCUGCCAAAUGGAUUUCGCCAUGACGAUCACAAGUUUGAGUGGACUCGGGAGGAGUUUAAGUCCUGGUGCUUGGGUAUCGUAGAGAAAUACCCGAACUACAUGUUCUCCCUGAUGGGUGUGGGUGAUCCCCCAAAGGACCUCGAAUCCGUGGGUCACGUUUCACAGAUAGCCAUAUUCGUUCGCAAGGAUUUUCUGGAGUUGCAGCUGGAGAAUCCUUUGGUUACGACACCUAAACUGAACGAAGAAUCCACUCCUUACAAGUUAAUUCAUUCUGUCGACUACCCUUUUUAUGUGGAUACCCGCACCGAGAAGGAAAAACUCUGGACCGAGGUCCAAAUAGAACUUCAGCGCUUCAAAAGAAUUGCCAAUUCUUCUGAGAACGAGCAGGAUUCUUACCAGGACGCCUAUAAAAUGCCUGUCACCCUUUUAUUGGAUCGCCUGCAUCACAUGGGUGCUACUAAAGAAGUCCUCCUGGAAUUACUGCGAGAGAACGAAAUAAAAACAGAUGAAGAGUGUGUUAUAAUUGAAGAUUCCGAUGAGGAAUCACAGUGGUCUGAUCCCUAUGCGUUGUCUGAACGUCUUUCCCAGGACGUAGUAUUGACUGACCAGGAACAAGGGGAGGAGUGCUGGGACUUGAAUCCGGUAUCGUAACUAAAGAUCUGAUUAUUUUGCAUCUACAACUAUUUGACAAAAUCAUUGUAAGCUAAGCUCUAAUUAUACGGUUCAUAGAGCAUAUUUAUUAAGUAACAUUCCAGGGAUCUCGCUAAUAUUUAGCAAUACAUGCUCCCUCAUGGAAACUCAAAAUUAAUGUUCGUAAUACUUCUAAUUUAGUUCGAGUCAUUAAUUCUCAUUUUGUUUGUUGAAUAAACCAUUCCCCUUGUUGUGUUG
This is a messenger RNA of Drosophila biarmipes, 1761 nucleotides long. RefSeq names its product small RNA 2'-O-methyltransferase (gene Hen1). Gene Ontology annotation, cellular component: nucleus; cytoplasm. Gene Ontology annotation, molecular function: O-methyltransferase activity; RNA methyltransferase activity. Gene Ontology annotation, biological process: siRNA processing; RNA methylation; piRNA processing. The record is from RefSeq and is a predicted model, not a curated record. NCBI's taxonomy places the organism in Eukaryota, Metazoa, Arthropoda, Insecta, Diptera, Drosophilidae. The coding region runs from base 340 to 1524 and encodes 394 amino acids. The transcript has 3 exons.